Molecule: messenger RNA, 1173 nt
Organism: Cladophialophora psammophila CBS 110553
Lineage: Eukaryota; Fungi; Ascomycota; Eurotiomycetes; Chaetothyriales; Herpotrichiellaceae
Exons: 2
Coding region: 1-1173 (390 amino acids)
Biological process (GO): transmembrane transport
Cellular component (GO): mitochondrial inner membrane
Source: RefSeq, a predicted model, not a curated record
AUGGACAGCCGAGGCGCCUCGAGGUUGCUCGAGGAGUCACCACCGGGUCCUGACCGACGACUGUUCCCCGACAACGAUGCCUCGAUAACACUGAAUAGACCUGUGUCCCACACGCAGAAGCCAUUGGAUAAGCGCAGCCUUGAGUACAUCCUACGGUCUGGGUUGGCAGGUGGAUUGGCAGGAUGUGCGGCCAAAACUGUCGUCGGCCCUCUUGACCGGGUGAAGAUCCUCUUCCAAGCUUCCAACCCUCAGUUCGCAAAAUACACGGGCAGCUGGUUUGGCGUGGUGAAAGCGAUGCGGGACAUAAAUAACCAAGAAGGGCUCCGCGGGCUGUUUCGGGGACACUCAGCCACUCUUCUCAGAGUCUUCCCAUAUGCCGGGAUCAAGUUCCUCGCGUACGAGCAGAUAAGAGCGGUCAUCAUCCCCAGCAAAGUCCAUGAAACGCCCUUUCGUCGUUUCAUAUCUGGAUCGCUGGCGGGUAUCACGUCGGUCUUCUUCACCUACCCUCUCGAAGUCAUCCGGGUGCGGCUCGCUUUCGAAACUAAGCGCGAUUCACGUUCGUCCUUGACUAGAAUCUGUCGACAGAUUUACCAUGAACAGCCUCCGCAACCAGAGAACCUCGUCGGCCAGAAUCCAGUCGCAGCUGCCACGAGUGCAGCCCAAAGAGCUGUGCCAAGGUCUGGGCUUGUCAACUUCUACAGGGGGUUCUCUCCGACCUUACUGGGGAUGUUGCCAUACGCUGGAAUGUCGUUCUUGACCCAUGAUACGAUAGGCGACAUAUUCAGACACCCCAUCCUGGCGCCAUAUACAGUGUUGCGAUCGACAUCCACGGCUGCCAUUCCUCCGCCUGAGGAAGGUCGGUCAAAUACUAAGGUCUACCGUCGCGCGCAACUAAACGCCCCGGCGGAGCUUACUUCGGGCGCCAUAGCCGGCUUAGUUUCUCAGACCUCCUCUUACCCCCUCGAAGUGAUUCGGCGAAGAAUGCAAGUCGGCGGCGCUAUUGGCGAUGGUCAUAGGUUGACUAUUGCCGAAACAGCACGUCGGAUAUGGCUCGAAAGAGGCUGGAGAGGGUUUUUUGUUGGUCUUACCAUUGGGUAUAUCAAGGUCGUGCCCAUGGUCGCCACAAGUUUCUAUGUUUACGAACGCAGCAAAUGGCUGUUGGGAAUCGGUUAA